Heteronotia binoei (common prickly gecko) is the source of this 2378-nucleotide messenger RNA. RefSeq names its product DENN domain containing 10 (gene DENND10). The transcript is spliced from 9 exons. The record is from RefSeq and is a predicted model, not a curated record. Gene Ontology annotation, molecular function: small GTPase binding; guanyl-nucleotide exchange factor activity. Gene Ontology annotation, biological process: protein transport; regulation of early endosome to late endosome transport. The coding region runs from base 172 to 1236 and encodes 354 amino acids. Gene Ontology annotation, cellular component: late endosome. NCBI's taxonomy places the organism in Eukaryota, Metazoa, Chordata, Lepidosauria, Squamata, Gekkonidae.
GCCCCCGCUUUGCGCUUUUACCACGCUAACCGGCACAACAUGGAGCUCCGAGACCUCGCCAACAGCCAGAGGGCGUGCGCGGCUUUCCUCUUUCUAUCUCCCUGGCCAGGCAGCCACUAAGGAAGUGGGCGGUUCAAAGAAGAGGGUUGGGCUCCGGUUGAGAGGAGAAAGAUGGCAGAGACUGAAGCUCAGCAGCUGUUGGGUGUGGGACUGGUUGAAAAAGAUACCAAUGGAGAUGCUCUGUGGGUUUGGUGUUAUCCAUCUACAACAAUUGAAUUAAGGGAUCUGUUGUUGAGAAAAUGCUGCCUUACAGAUGAAAGCAAAAAGCUUCACACAUUUGUAUUUGGUCAGUACAAACUGACAUGGUUUUAUGUUACAACCAUGGAAGUUCCAGAUUCUUCAGCCUUGAAAAAGGUAACACAUUUUUCCAUUGUCUUGACUACCAAAGACUUUAAUCCAGAGAAAUAUGCAGCCUUCACUAGGAUCCUCUGUAGAAUAUACCUGAAAUAUGGAAGUCCUGUAAAAAUGAUGGAGAGUUAUAUUUCUGUUCUUACAAAGGGAAUCUGCCAGAGUGAAGAAAAUGGCUCUUUCCUAAGCAAAGAUUUUGAUGUCAGAAAAGCUUAUCUCACAGGCUCAAUCAAAGAUAUAAUAUCUCAGUUUGGAAUGGAGACAGUCAUCCUCUAUACUGCAGUCAUGUUAAAGAAAAGAAUUGUGGUAUAUCAUCCACGAAUAGAAGCUGUCCAGGAGUUUACAAGGACAUUGCCUGUGUUAGCAUGGCAUCGGCAAGACUGGUCUAUCCUUCAUUCAUAUGUACACUUAAAUGAUGAUGAGCUGGAAGCAUUAAAGAUGUGUCCAGGUUACAUUGCUGGAUUUAUAGACUCUGAAGUCAGCAACAGGCUAGACCUUUAUGAUGUAUACGUGAAUCUAGCUGAAAGUGAAAUCACCAUUUCUCAGAAAGCAAAAGAGGCAAUGACAAUGGGAAAACUGCACAAAGAGAUCGGUCAGCUGAUUGUUCAAUCUGCAGAAGACCCAGACAAAUCAAAUAUUCAAGUUGUAAAGGAUAUUUCACUGAAGACAAAAGAAAUCUUGACAAAUCUGGCCUCACUUACAGAAGUCUUGCAUGAUGAUGAGAAACCAUCACUGAACUUUGAGGCACUGAAACAGAAGCGAUUUCCACCAGCAACUGAAAAUUUUCUCUAUCAUCUGGCAGCUGCUGAACAACUGCUUAAGAUCUGAUUUUUGAAAAAUGAAUCUCAACAUUGCGCUCCAAAAGGAAAUUCUAUACACCUGUAAAAUGAUCAUCACAGAAAAAAUAGCUUCUCCAGCUAUGCUUCAGAGGGAACACACGCUGGAACUCAAUGGAUGUAGUCCUAGUUUUCUUUUCCCCAAUUUAUGAUUUUAUAUUAAGCGGGGUUGAUUUUUUAAAAAAAGAAAAAAUACCCUAUUUAGCCAGGACUAAGCAAGUAAGGGCAUGCUUGUUUUGAGCUGGAAGUACUGUAUGUGCUUCAAGAGGGAAAAAAUAUUUGAUAGGCUACUGAAAUUCUAGCAUAAAUAGGGUGCUUCAAAAGUGACACAAAAUUUGAAUGCUGUUACAAUGACUAAGAUAAAGCUGUUCAUCUGAUGGUAGUUGUUUACAGCCAGCUCUGAAGCUCUGGUCUCAAUUUUCAAGAAAGAUAAAGGGCCACUGUUCAUGUUAUAUGUGGGUGCGCAUUAAAAACACAAUAGUUGCUGCUUCUAGGAGAAAGGAGCAACAUUCAGCAGAGAAGUGCAUGGGGGAUGCAGCAAUAUCCUGAUGUGUAUGCAGAUAUGUAUGUAAAAGCAAAUAUUAAUUUUGAUACCCUGCCCCUUCCCUCCACCCCCCAAACAAAAAUUCCCUGGGUUGUAUUGUUGAAUAUCUAUUUAUGCACCAAGCUAUUUUUCUACUGAAAAGUAGCACUCUUAAAGCUGCUGCUCACUUGAAGAAAUAGCUGUUAAGAACUGAAGACACAUUUUUGUGUGCACUAUGAAUUAUAGCUUUUAAAUUCUACAAUUCAUAGAAUUCAUAUUAUAAACCAAGGGUUUUGCAGGAACUCUUGGAGUCUCUACACGAGCACUUUGCUUUAUAAAAUAAGAAUUGCAUUUACUCCCUUUAGUGUCCAUAAAGAUAGGCUACAGCACAUGAAAACAAUUGUAUGCUUAAUUUUUUUUAAAAUCCAGUAAUUUCUACAGUUUACACUUUUGAACUACUAUUCAAUUUAACAGUUGUUGCUGUGUACUAUCCAUAUUAAUUUGAGAAACCUUUUUAUAUCAUGAUUGAGGAACUUGUAUUGUGUUUAGAAGAUGGAGGAUUAAAAAAGGAAAUAAAUAACUAUGUAUAAUUUUCUAGUUAAUACUAAAAA